Toxorhynchites rutilus septentrionalis is the source of this 2555-nucleotide messenger RNA. RefSeq names its product serine/threonine-protein phosphatase 5 (gene PpD3). The transcript is spliced from 7 exons. The record is from RefSeq and is a predicted model, not a curated record. Gene Ontology annotation, cellular component: cytosol; nucleus. Gene Ontology annotation, molecular function: protein serine/threonine phosphatase activity; protein binding. NCBI's taxonomy places the organism in Eukaryota, Metazoa, Arthropoda, Insecta, Diptera, Culicidae. The coding region runs from base 233 to 1726 and encodes 497 amino acids.
GCUGUUGGACGUCUUAUUUUUUCUUCGCUGGUUUGUUCCUUUCGAUGAUCAAACCAAAUUCAGUUGUAUCAGAACGCAGGUCGUUGUUUUUUGUUAUAUUUGCUGAAUUUUUCGUCACAGUCUAAGAAACAUCAAAAAUUACAUCCUAGGUUGAUAGAGCGGAAUUUACUGAGACCGCAAAGUCGAAAAACGCUGGCAGUUCCGGUGGGAGUGAAUCUUAUUUUGGUGUGAAAUGUCAUCUUCCGCAACGCCGGACAGCGGUGUCGUGACAUCGACGGACGGAGAAAACGUGGGGGCGAACAAGGCACGGGCAGAGGAAUUAAAGAACCAGGCAAACGAAUGCUUUAAAAAUAAAACCUACGAGGAUGCCAUCAAGCUGUACACGGAGGCGAUCGAACUCGACAGCGAAAAUGCCAUUUAUUUCGCGAAUCGUAGCUUUGCCUAUCUUCGGCAGGAAUCGUUCGGCUAUGCGCUCAACGAUGCCGUCCAGGCGAUCAAAUGCAAUCCGGCCUAUCUCAAGGGAUACUACAGGAGAGCGGGGGCCCACAUGGCCCUGGGUAAGUUCAAACUAGCCCUGUCGGAUCUCGAAUUCGUGGCCAAGCGGUGUCCGAAUGAUAAAGACGCCCAGAUGAAGUACACCGAGUGCAACAAAGUCGUCAAAAAGAUGGCCUUCGAGCGAGCGAUAGCGGUGGACAAGGUGGAGAAGAGUUUGCUUGAAAUGUGUCGGGAUUUGGAAUCGGCCACAAUCGAGGUCGAUUACGAGGGUCCGAAAUUGGAAGACGGCAAAGUUACGGUAGAGUUUAUGAACAGUCUGAUGGAUUGGUAUAAAAUCGAGAAGAAACUCCACAAAAACUUUGCCUAUAGGAUCCUGUGUGACGUUGAGGCGCUGUUCAAGAAACAACCGUCCCUGGUUGACAUCACUGUACCGGACGAUCGCAAGUUUACCGUGUGUGGUGAUAUUCACGGUCAGUUCUAUGAUUUGCUCAACAUUUUCAAUAUCAACGGACUGCCAUCAGAGACCAAUCCGUAUCUCUUUAACGGGGACUUCGUCGACCGAGGCUCGUUCUCCGUUGAAUGCAUAUUCACGCUUUUCGGGUUCAAACUGCUUUAUCCGGAUCACUUCUUCAUGUCACGAGGUAAUCAUGAAAGUAUGAGCAUGAAUCAGAUGUACGGAUUCACGGGUGAAGUGGUAGCGAAAUACUCCCAAACCAUGUCGGAGAUGUUCACCAUGGUCUACAAUUGGCUCCCGCUGUGUCAUUGUAUCAAUGACAAAGUGCUCGUCAUGCACGGUGGUCUAUUCUCGAAGGACGAAGUGUCGCUGGACGACCUGCGCACCAUUGAACGGAACAGGCAACCUCCGGAGGAGGGUUUGAUGUGUGAACUGCUAUGGUCCGAUCCACAGCCACAGAACGGAAGGGCUCCUUCCAAGCGGGGCAUCGGCAUUCAGUUUGGACCUGACGUGACCAAAUCAUUCCUGGCACACAACAAGCUGGACUACAUCAUUCGCAGCCACGAAGUUAAGAACGAUGGAUACGAGGUGGCGCACGAUGGAAAGUGUAUCACGGUGUUCUCGGCUCCGAACUAUUGUGAUGCUACCGGCAAUUUGGGUGCUUUUAUCACCCUCAAAGGCAACGAUUUGAAGCCGCAGUUUAAAACAUAUGCCGCUGUUCCACAUCCCAAAGUUAAACCGAUGGCAUACGCCAGUACACUGAGUCUUCUCGCGUAGUACCUCUGCUAGUGUGAAUACUGCCCAACGGAUCCGCUGAACGGUUCCACACGCCUGGUUCCUUUCGCCAGGGAAAGCAUACAAAUUACGAAAAUCGUGUCGAGACAAACUUUUUCCAAUCUUUUCAUAUCGCAUGAAGCGUUGCUCUUCCUCGAAGAGGUGUUAUUUUUAUUGUUCUAGUAUUCACUGUUUUUAUUUACACACUCUACAAAAUUUUAAUUUUUCAUUUUGAAAUGAAGCAGAACGCAAAAGGAUUGAAUUAUCGUGUUUCUUCCUUUCCAUCCGCUCCACUCCUAGAGCUAGAUAGUGGGGCAGGUUGUAUUGCUAGACUAUUACCUUGUAUACAUACAUAUUAGAUUUUACACAAACGAAAUGUAGAUAAACGAUUGUAACGUGGUUAUGAAGUGAUCAGAGCUAGUUAUUAGUAAAAUUACACGUACAAUCACACUCACACGUAGAAUUACGAACAAUAGUGACAUGGCGUAUGACAAAAGAAAAGAAAAUAUACAACGUCGUAAUGCGUAUAUGUAGAGAAGCUAGAUUUUGUACACCGAUUAAGCAGAGUUAAGCUGUAGCCGUGGAAGAUCGCCUAACGGCUUUUUAUCAGUAUCGGUUAGAUUCUUCUGCGAGUAUUGUGUUGAACCAAGUUGAAUAUCGAAUUUCAUCGAAGGAAGCGCGCAUAGGGAAAUAAAUUUUAUUGGUGGAAUAAUAGAUACAAAAAAAUAUGGUGAGGAAUGGUUCCGCGCAAAGCGAACCGAAAUCAACACAUUCUCCAAAGUACAGUACGAUUAAAUUGUAUUAGGUUUUUAGGAAAGGAAUGAUAAUAGAA